This is a messenger RNA of Beta vulgaris subsp. vulgaris (sugar beet), 1927 nucleotides long. RefSeq names its product ATP-dependent 6-phosphofructokinase 6. Gene Ontology annotation, cellular component: cytoplasm. Gene Ontology annotation, biological process: fructose 6-phosphate metabolic process; glycolytic process. NCBI's taxonomy places the organism in Eukaryota, Viridiplantae, Streptophyta, Magnoliopsida, Caryophyllales, Amaranthaceae. The coding region runs from base 177 to 1661 and encodes 494 amino acids. Gene Ontology annotation, molecular function: 6-phosphofructokinase activity; ATP binding. The record is from RefSeq and is a predicted model, not a curated record. The transcript has 13 exons.
ACAUAUAUAUAUAUACUUCUUCAUCUCCUAAGAUCCAUAAACUCUUCCAUUAUUUCAGUGAUAUCAGUUAAUAUUCACAUACAUAAAAAAAAUUCAUUUGUGAUUUAUAUUUCUAUAUAGUAUUAUUUCCUAAAACCCUUUUAAUUAUUAAGAAGAAGGGUAACUCUAGUUGAUCAAUGGAGCCCAAAAUUGUUACUGGAGAAGGUGGUUAUGUUCUUGAUGAUGUUCCACACUUGUCUGAUUAUCUCACUAAUCUUCCUACAUAUCCGAAUCCAUUACAAGACAAUCCUUCAUAUUCAGUAGUCAAGCAAUAUUUUGUGGACUUUGAUGACACUGUUGUUCAAAAGGCUGUUCAACAUAAAAAUGGUCCUAGGGGUAUACAUUUUCGACGACAAGGUCCUCGACAAAAGGUGUAUUAUAAGUCAGAUGAAGUUACAGCAUGUAUUGUUACUUGUGGAGGUCUAUGUCCUGGGCUUAAUACUGUGAUCAGGGAAUUGGUUUGUGGCUUGGAUUACAUGUAUGGCGUCAAAAAUAUCCUGGGAAUUGAAUGUGGCUACAAAGGAUUCUAUGCUCGAAAUACAAUUCCGUUGACACCUAAGACUGUUGACAGCAUCCACAAACGGGGUGGAACUAUUCUCGGCACAUCAAGAGGUGGCUAUGUCACUUCCAAAAUUGUUGACAGCAUUCAGGACAGAGGAAUUAAUCAGGUAUACAUAAUUGGAGGAGAUGGAACACAAAAGGGUGCAUCAGUUAUUUAUCAGGAAGUAAGAAAACGAGGUCUUAAGGUCUCUGUUGUGGGAAUUCCCAAAACGAUUGAUAAUGACAUUCCGAUCAUCGACAAAUCUUUUGGAUUUGACACUGCAGUGGAGGAGGCACAACGUGCUAUCCAUGCAGCACACACAGAAGCUGAAAGUGUUGAAAAUGGGAUUGGUCUUGUCAAAUUAAUGGGUCGUGACAGUGGAUUCAUUGCGAUGUUUGCAACCCUUGCUAGCCGAGAUGUUGACUGUUGCUUGAUUCCGGAGUCACCCUUUUUUCUCGAAGGGCCCGGUGGACUCUAUGAGUUCAUUGGGAAGAAGCUCAGAGACAACGGCCACAUGGUUAUUGUCAUAGCUGAAGGAGCAGGCGAGAAGCUAGAAGAACGAGAUCCUUCAGGAAAUAAGGUUUUUAAGGACGUUGGUCUCUGGUUGUCUCACAUGAUCAAGGAGCAUUUUGCUAAAACAAAGUUGAACAUAACUCUUAAAUACAUAGAUCCUACAUAUAUGAUCCGAGCUGUUCCUGCUAACGCAUCAGACAACGUUUAUUGUACCAUUCUUGCUCAAAGUGCAAUUCAUGGGGCUAUGGCUGGCUACACUGGUUAUACUGUCGGGCCAGUCAAUGGUAGACAAUGCUACAUACCUUUCUAUCGCAUCAUCGAGAAACCAAACAAGGUUGUGAUAACAGAUAGAAUGUGGGCUAGGCUCCUGUCUUCAACAAAUCAGCCUAGCUUUAUGACGCCGCUCAACAGUACUGUCGUGGGAGGAAAUCAGGACGAGAUAAUGGUAUCCAAGUCCUCUGCUGAAGAGACGAAUGAGAAUGAGAAGUAUACACCGUCAUUAACAUCAUCACCGAUCCUUAAUAAUCAUGUCGAUGAUCAGCAUUUAACGAGCAAUGGAUCUGCCUAGAAUAAAACGAUUUCAAUUUUUUCAUGAUUCUGGAAACUUCUGCUGUUUCGAGGGAACGGAGGAGAAGAAUAAUGAUCAGCUACUUUGAAUUUGUCCUAUGUUAGUGGUUGUCUAAUGGUAGGAGAUACCACUAAAUUGUUAUUAAGUAAACUCUUGAGGAACAACUAGUAUUUGUGCCUUUUUGUAAAAAUUGAAGAGUGAAUUGAUCUAUGUAAUCAUGUUUGAAAGAUUUUCUAUGCCAAAAUAAUUUGUUUUGUAGUUGUAAA